Cajanus cajan (pigeon pea) is the source of this 681-nucleotide messenger RNA. RefSeq names its product putative small nuclear ribonucleoprotein F. Gene Ontology annotation, cellular component: pICln-Sm protein complex; U1 snRNP; catalytic step 2 spliceosome. The record is from RefSeq and is a predicted model, not a curated record. Lineage: Eukaryota; Viridiplantae; Streptophyta; Magnoliopsida; Fabales; Fabaceae. Gene Ontology annotation, molecular function: RNA binding. Gene Ontology annotation, biological process: spliceosomal snRNP assembly; mRNA splicing, via spliceosome.
AAGCCCAUUGGGCUUCGCCAAAAAAGCCCGAACCCAUCCCAGUUCCUUUCUUCCCCUGGCCUUGGGCACAAAACAAAACCCUAACUACCGCUGCGAGCUAGCCUCAACAAUUUCAGGUUUCAAUCGCGAUCUUGCAGAGCACUGCAUUCUGCCAUGGCUACCAUACCAGUUAAUCCCAAGCCUUUCUUGAACAAUUUGACUGGGAAGCCUGUAAUUGUGAAACUUAAGUGGGGAAUGGAGUACAAGGGUUAUCUUGUUUCUGUUGACUCCUAUAUGAACUUGCAGCUGGCCAACACUGAAGAGUACAUUGAGGGACAGUUUACUGGAAAUUUGGGAGAGAUUUUAAUCAGAUGUAACAAUGUUCUGUACCUUCGAGGAGUACCGGAGGAUGAAGAAAUCGAAGAUGCUGCAGAAGACUAGGGAGUGAUAAAUGCUGCUAAUUGUUGAGACAUUAACUGAACUCAAUUUAUUUUUUCACUCUUUGUAUUUUAGUUUAGAUUGUAGUUAUGUGUAGAGAUUCGAAUCAAUGAUGCACUCGCUUGUGAAUAGGGUGCCUAUGUAAAUCUCUUGAUGCAUUAUGGUUUUCAAAUAUUUCAAAUACUUCAAAUACGGGUGAGACUGAGAUUAGCUUUUCUAGAAAAUGCUUGCGGCUCGAUUUGAUAAUUAUGGUUUUUCAUUUAA